This is a messenger RNA of Lactuca virosa, 2892 nucleotides long. The record is from the annotation of a GenBank genome assembly. NCBI's taxonomy places the organism in Eukaryota, Viridiplantae, Streptophyta, Magnoliopsida, Asterales, Asteraceae.
AUGUCAGAGAUCCAUCUCAUCGCAUCUAUCGGAUCCCGAGUCCCGCCAAACUCUGGUGGCUUCGUGUUGCUGAACUCCCGGUACAGCAACGAGUCACCUCCCUGUGGCCUGGCAGCAGCGACGGCUGCAGUGGCUGCAGCAACAGCAGCCUCGUCGGACGCCUGCCAGUCACCACCGCAGCACCGCUGUCCACCGGCUGUUCUGCUGUUCUUUCUUGUUCACAGAAGAAAAUCAGAUAUGGCAGGUGAGAGACGAGUGCUGACGCUAGGUGGAAAAGGCUCAACCCUCUCUUCAGAUUCUGUCUUUGAAUUCUCCACUGCUUCUCCACCUCAACUCCUCCAGAUUGAUCCUUCUGCUCUUGCAAGGCUCUCUUCAUCUCCUUCCAAUCAUAAACCGAAUUCAGCAUCAGUCCCCUCCAAGCUUCAACUAUCUGUCCCUGAUUUUCUAACCCCUGAGGAAGCCAGAGCUUCCAUUCUGCUACUCCUGUACAAACACUUGCUUAGUGGAUCCCCCUCAUCCUCUGCUGUUUUUCAGCUAUCAGAUAUCUUGAGCAAUGAUACUAAAACCCUCACACUUGAUCUGGAUUUCGAUAAGCAUGCCAACAUUGAAAUGUUAAGAGGUUGCUGGCCAAAUAUUACUGUUAAUGGCAUCUGUGCUCUCCUGGACUACACAGCCUCCUCAUUAACCAUAGUUGCAGAUGCUGUUGCAGCCUUGUCUUGUGAGGCCUUGAAGGCUGACACUUCAACUGCCUUAAAUUUAUUCACAGACUCUGGUGAUGGCUCUUCUGAUAAAGAUAUGGCUUCUGUUGCUAGUGAUUUGAAGGUUUUGCUUAACGGAUCAAAGUUUCGUGGUACUCUGCAGUGUGAUCAAGUUGAUAACAUUCCCAUUAUUCAUGGUCGUUUGAGGUCUCUCAGCAAAUCAGUUCAUCAAUCAACUCGGAUUGCACUGAAUUCUACUCUGUUAGCAAAUGGAAGUAUCAGUGAGGAUUUGACCACACUCUUUUCAUCUCUGGCAUUUGCUAUCAAGAGUCUUGGUGAGAGUAGUUGGCUUCGAGCAAACACUUUGGUAAAAGACAACAUAUUUCCUGAUUUGGUUAAGAGUUUCAAUGCUGGAUGUCCUGGUCUUGACAUAUUGGAAGCCUCCGUUAUGUCUUCUGUAACAAAAAAGAUGAAAAAGAACUACAUCGAAUCAUUGCAUGAAAUUUAUGUUUUGUUUGAAGCUGUGAGAAAGAUUCUUUCUUGGGAAGCAACGGUUUCUUUUAUAUCAUUGGAGGGGAGUGAGCUGAUGGAGAAUGGAGAGAGGAGUGUAAAAGGUCAAGAGGGUGUUGAUGGAGGAAAUGUGAAACCGGAUAAAAAGAAGGACAAGAAAAAGAAGGUUAUGGGAAAAGGCACAUCUGUUUUGAUGCAGUUUAUAAAAGAUAGAUUACAAAUCAAGGUAUUUGAUACUUCAUCUCUUGUAGAGAAAGUGGCACAAGGUUUCCUCUCCUUCCUGGACUUGAAAGAUCCCAACUUUAAAAGUCUACUAAAUAAAGUGAAAGAAGUUGUUGACAGCAAUGACAGCAGAAGGCUUCCCAAACUCGCCAAGGGAACUCGUGAUUUUGCAAAAGAACAAAUGGCUGUAAGAGAGAAAGCCUUCACAAUCAUUGGCAAUGUUUUCAAGAGGCAUGGUGCUAUGGCACUUGAUACCCCUGUAUUUGAAUUGAGAGAAACUCUUACAGGAAAGUAUGGUGAGGAUUCAAAGUUGAUUUAUGAUUUAGCUGACCAGGGUGGAGAGAUUUGUUCCCUUCGGUAUGACCUAACAGUUCCAUUUGCUAGAUAUGUUGCCAUGAAUGGUCUGACAUCUUUCAGAAGGUACCAAAUGGCAAAGGUCUACAGAAGAGACAACCCAUCUAAAGGAAGAUACCGUGAAUUCUAUCAAUGUGAUUUUGACAUUGCUGGUGAUGACACAAUAGCAGCUGACUUUGAGGUUGUCAGAAUCUUGGUUGAACUACUAGACGAGCUAAACAUCGGUGAUUAUGAGGUGAAGUUGAACCAUCGUAAGCUACUGGAUGGAAUGCUGGAAAUAUGUGGGGUUCCAUCUCACAAAGUGCGAACCAUUUGUUCAAGUAUUGACAAAUUAGACAAACAAUCAUUUGACCAAAUUAGAAAGGAAAUGAUUGAAGAGAAAGGGUUAGAUGUGGAUACAGUGGAGAAAAUUGGUAAAUACGUGUGUCUGAAAGGCCACCCUUUGACACUACUAUCAGAACUGAAAAAAGAAGAAAGCGUGUUUCUGAAAAACGAGGCUUCAAAUCAAGCAUUGAAAGACUUGGAGAAAUUAUUCGAAUGUUUGGACAAAAGAUGUGUAGACAAAGUGGUUCUUGAUUUGAGUUUAGCAAGAGGCUUGGAUUACUACACUGGAGUUAUAUAUGAAGCGGUUUUCAAGGGUGCAACACAAGUUGGCUCAAUUGCUGCAGGUGGGCGUUAUGAUAAUCUUAUAGGCAUGUUUGGUACAAAACGUGUGGCUGCAAUUGGUGUUAGUUUGGGAAUAGAACGUGUCUUCACAAUAAUGGAAGAACAGCAAAAAGUUGAAAAUCAGGUGAUUCGAGCGAGUGAGACACAAGUGUUGGUGAGUGUGUUGGGGGAUGAUGUGGGCUUAGCAUCUAAACUGGUUCAGAUGUGUUGGGAUGCGAAAGUGAAUGCAGAGUUUAUGGCGAAUAAGAGGCUUAAUAAGCAUUUUGAUCGAGCUAAAGAGUUUGGGAUUCCAUGGAUGGUGAUUGUUGGUGAAAGAGAAAUUAAAGAAGGGAUUGUUAAGAUUAAGAAUAAAGAGGCGAAUAUAGAGCAAGAAGUUGCUAUGACUGAUUUUGUGGAUGAACUCAUCAGACUUAUGAACACCAGGUAAACUGUGAAAAAGGAA